AAGGUGUCAGCAGCAGCGAUCGCCCCGAGCUUACACUGCACCGGCUGCUCCCGGCCUGGGCGCUCAGCCCCGCCUGCCCCCGGGAGGGUGGGUGCCGGGCGGAGAGUUGGCAGCCGGGCCCUGGGCUCCCCGGGUACACGGCGGUGCCGGAGGCUGCCGGUCGGCACGUUGUCGAGGGUGGUGGGGUUGGACGGGGCGAUGCUGGGGCUGAACGGGGCCGGCUUAAAAAGAUCGUGAAUCUCUCUCUGAAAAAGAGGCAGCGCAACUCUCCAGCCAGGGAGCGAGUCCGACCUCGCCUUAGGAAGGCGGAGGGGGCGAUUGGAGAAAGCGGAUGUCUAGGAGUUGGGAGUCUCCUGUUGUGUUCCCGGCUCUGUGUUACUUUGGACAAGACACUUAACUGGGUUUCUGGAAGAGAAGAAACAACUGAAAUUUGUGAGCUGUCUGAGAAUUCCGAGCACUCAAGUGCAGAAAGUGAUGGAGAGAGUGAACCAGAGCAGGUCUCCGUGUAUCACAAGCUACUGGCCACAUUCAAGACUAUUCCAGAUGCCAACAAUGAAGAAGAUGACGAAAAUGAGUCUGAAGAAGGUGAUGAAAGUGAUGAGGACGAAACAGGCAGUGAAGAGUCUCAGGAGGGUGAAGAUGGAGAUCAUACAGCUGGUGAAGAAGAUGAGAAUGAUGUGCAGGACCAGGAAGAAGCUAAAGACACAGCAGAGCAGAUGCUUGGCCAGGAGCAAGCCGAUGGAGCAGAUACCUCUAGUGACCCAAAACAUGGAGCAAGUGAAGAGUUCACCGAUGUGAAACAUGAAUCUGAAUUUAGCCUGGAAACCAAUUUCAUGGACGAGGAGAGUGGUGAUUACAAUGCAGAUGAGAGGGAGAGUAGCUCUUCUGUCAUGGUUUCAGAAGAUCCAUUUAAGCAACAUAUGAACAAAGAACUGGAAGAAAAAGAAAUAGGAAACAUUUCAGCACGUUCUAAAAAUACAAUUCAGCUGAAGUGGCCAACAUUGGGCCAGUUAGUUUUUUCUUCUUCGUUACAGCAGCCGAGAACUUUUAAGCCAGAUAAAGAAGCUGAUUUGAAACGGCUUCAUCUUCACAAGACUUUAGAAUCCACCUGGACAAAAGUGAACAGCCAGUUCUUAUCCACACUGACUAGACAGAACAAACACCCAUUUACUCUGUUACAAAAGGAACUCUUUUGUAUUAUGAAUCGGUACAAAGACUUGUUCUACCCAGAAAGAACUGCUUUAGGGAAUGGGGAAGAAGUGCGUCAUGCUUACUGUCUGCAUGCAGUGAAUCACGUCCUGAAGGCAAAUGCCCAGGUUCUCAGCAAUAAUGCCAAACGAAGAGAUCAGAAGCCAGCAGUUGAUAAUGAUGAUUUCAGGGACCAAGGACUCACUAGACCUAAGGUGCUGAUAGUAGUGCCCUUCCGUGAAUCUGCCUUACGGGUGGUGCAGAUUUUCAUCAGCCUCCUUGAGUCAGGGAGUAAAAAACAAAUAGAUGUAAGUAACAAAAGGCGCUUCAAAGGGGAGUUUGGUUCUGAUCCAGAUGAGAAACCUCCCAACCUGAAAAGACCUGAAGAUUAUGAAGCUGUGUUUGCAGGCAACAUUGAUGACCAUUUCAGGAUAGGGGUUGCUAUUCUUCAAAAGAGUAUGCGAUUAUAUGCACCAUUUUACUCUUCUGAUAUCAUCAUUGCCUCUCCCCUUGGCUUGAGGACCAUUAUUGGGGCAGAGGGGGAGAAGAAGAGAGAUUUUGAUUUCCUCUCAUCGAUAGAAAUUCUUAUAAUUGAUCAAGCAGAUGUUUACCUAAUGCAGAAUUGGGAGCAUAUUCUGCACCUGAUGAACCACCUCAACCUCCUUCCUUUGGAGUCCCAUGGUGUAGAUUUUUCACGAGUGCGCAUGCUGAAUCUGAAUAACUGGUCAAAGUAUUAUCGUCAAACGCUACUGUUUAGUGCUCUUCAAGAUCCCCAGAUUAACUCUAUCUUCAAUAAGAACUGCUUCAAUUACAGAGGGCAGGUAGCUGUAAGGAACGUACCCUCGAUUGGCUCCAUUAGCCGUGUUGUGGUACAGCUUCCUCAUGUCUUCCGAAGGCUGGAAGCUGAAAGUUCUAUUUCUGUAAUGGAUGCAAGGUUUCAGUUCUUCAUUGACAAAGUUUUGCCUGAGUAUCGUGAUGCAAUCAUGUCACAUACACUUGUUUACAUUCCAUCGUAUUUCGACUAUGUGCGUCUUCGAAAUUACUUCAAGAAGGAAGAGCUGAAUUUUACACACAUCUGUGAAUACACCAAAAAAUCCGGUAUCUCCAGAGCAAGACAAUUCUUCCUCAAAGGAGAGAAGCAGUUCUUAAUUUUCACUGAACGCUUCCACUUUUACAAAAGAUACCUAAUAAGGGGCAUCAGAAACCUCAUUUUCUAUGAGUUACCGACCUACCCCCAUUUCUACAGCGAGGUUUGUAAUAUGCUGACGGCCACAGCCAGUGGAGAGGAAGCUACUUGGACUUGUACCGUUCUCUAUUCAAAGUAUGAUGCUCAGAAGUUGGCUGCUGUGGUCGGUGUAGAUCGUGCUGCUCAAAUGCUGCAGUCUAAAAAAAACGUGCACCUUUUUGUUACUGGAGAAAAUGAAUGAACAAAGUCAUGGACCGAGACUCUUAUUGUAUGGACUUGGAUCUUUUUGUCUAACAUGCACUUUGAUGCUGUUUUUUAAAAAGUGUUUGGGGGAGGAGAAGAUGUAUCAAAAAUAUUUUGUUGGAAUUUGUUUUACAGGGUUAAUUUGUAUAUUUAAAUACUCCCACUUAAGCCAAUGAGGGAAGUAAAAGGUGCCAUUUAAGCAAA
Messenger RNA from Chrysemys picta bellii (western painted turtle), 2821 nucleotides. The record is from RefSeq and is a predicted model, not a curated record. NCBI's taxonomy places the organism in Eukaryota, Metazoa, Chordata, Testudines, Emydidae.